This is a messenger RNA of Arachis ipaensis, 2525 nucleotides long. RefSeq names its product long-chain-alcohol oxidase FAO4A. Gene Ontology annotation, molecular function: flavin adenine dinucleotide binding; long-chain-alcohol oxidase activity. NCBI's taxonomy places the organism in Eukaryota, Viridiplantae, Streptophyta, Magnoliopsida, Fabales, Fabaceae. The record is from RefSeq and is a predicted model, not a curated record.
CACAACAAUACAUGGCAUAACUAAAAGUUUGAUACUUUAUUAGAAACACAUAAAAUAUAUAUCAAAAAGCAUGGAGGAAAGCAAGAAUAUUAUUAGUAGCAAAAACAAUAGUAGUAGUAGAAAGGGUGGUAGCUUUAGAUUGGGUUUGGGAUCAAAAGAUCAUAGUGUGAUUGAGCUUGGUAGCAUUGACACACAAAGGCUCCUUCUAGAAGGUGGUGGUGGAGAGAUGAGAGAAAAACAAAAGCCUCUCAAAAACACACUCAACCAAAGGCAAAUGAAAACUCUCAUUGCCUUAUGUGACACCAUCUUGCCUUCUAUCAAUCACAAUAAUCUUCAUGGCUUCUCUGAUGAAUCUCUUUCUAACUUCUACAAAACUUCAGCUUCCAUGGCUGGAACACCUCAACAUGUUGGGGGAGUGAUAAGUGAGAGAUUGAAACAUCCAUUAACAAGGUUAUUGAAGAUAGGGUUAUGGAUGCUGUCUACAUGGAUUGGAACAUUAAUAUUAUGUGGGAUGCCAUGUCUCUCAAACAAGUUUCCUUUUAUCCAAAGCUUCCCUGACCUCCCUCUUCAUAAACGCCAAAAGAUUCUUCAAUCUUGGUCUCUUAGUUAUUUUCGCCAUCUUAGGAUGUUUUUCAGAACCAUCAAGCUUCUUACUCUACAUGUCUUCUUUACUCAGGUAGAUGAAUCAGAAGACAAUUCAUCAUGGAAGGCAAUUGGGUAUUGUGGACCUGAUCCAGAAUUCAAAUCACAGUUGAAAGACCAUUUCUUGCAAGGAAAAUCAAGAGGAAGAGAAGAAGAAAAUGAUGAUGAUGAUGUUGAAAAUGCCAUAGGACCACUUUACAAAGGAUUAGUCCAUCUCAACAACCCAAGAGACAUCACUGCAGAUGCUCUAAGAAGACAUGGAUUCGCGGUUUCGGUGAUCCGUCGGAAGCCUAAAGUUGCUCCUAAAUUGUGUUCCCCUUCAUUGGUUAUCCAAUGUGAUGCAGUGGUGGUUGGUUCUGGCUCUGGUGGUGGUGUUGUAGCUGGUGUUCUUGCAAAAGCUGGUUACAAGGUUUUGGUGUUGGAAAAAGGAGGAUAUUCUGCUAGGAACAAUCUUACCCUUCUUGAAGGUCCAACCAUGGAUCAAAUGUACCUCAAUGGUGGUAUGGUUGCAACUGAUGAUAUGAGUGUGCUCAUACUUUCAGGUUCUACUGUUGGUGGAGGCUCUGCAAUUAAUUGGUCAGCAUGCAUCAAGACCCCUGAUCAUGUAUGCAAGGAGUGGAGUGAUGAGCAUCAUUUGGAGUUGUUUGAGAGUGAUCUGUAUAAAGAAGCAAUGGAUGUUGUUUGUGAAAGCAUGGGAGUUCAAUCAGAUAUUGAAGAUGAAGGAUUCAACAAUGCUGUGUUGAGAAAAGGGUGUCAAGAAAUGGGGUAUCCUGUGAGCAACAUUCCUAGGAAUUCGCCAUCGGAUCACUACUGCGGUUGGUGUUGCUUGGGUUGCAAGGAUGGGAAGAAGAAAGGGACCUCAGAAACAUGGCUUGUGGACUUGGUUAAAUCAGGCAACGGAGCGAUUCUUCCAGGCUGCGAGGCGAUAAAAGUCUUGCACAAGAAAAAGAGAGGAAAAGAUAGAAAAAUUGCAAGCGGGGUGGCGUUUGAAUUCGAGUACAGAGGAGCUAAGGACAUAUGUGUGGUGGAGUCUAAGGUGACAAUUGUAGCAUGUGGAGCACUUAGUACUCCAGAGUUACUAAAAAGAAGUGGCUUGAAGAAUGAUAACAUAGGAAAAAAUUUGCAUCUUCACCCAGUGACAAUGGCUUGGGGAUACUUCCCGGAUAAACCCAGUUCUGAGGUGUGGCCUGAGGCAGAGAAGAGAAGCUUUGAAGGAGGGAUAAUGACAGCCAUGUCGCCGGUUGUUGCAGAGUUUGAGAAAUCUGGAUAUGGAGCCGUGAUCCAAACACCUUCACUGCAUCCUGGUAUGUUCUCAAUUGUCAUGCCAUGGGUUUCCGGGACUGAUAUUAAAGAUCGAAUGCGAAAGUUUUCAAGAACUGCUCAUAUCUUUGCACUAGCAAGGGAUAAAGGAUCAGGGACAGUGGAUUCGCCAGCCCGAAUAAGUUAUCAUAUGGAAGAUUUAGAUGAACAUAAUUUACAAAAGGGAGUUGAAAAGAUACUAAGGAUUCUGGCAGCAGCAGGAGCUGAAGAAAUUGGAACACAUCACAUCAAUGGAAGAAAAUUGAAUGUAAAGCAAUCUAGCUACCAUGAUUUUGAUAAAUUUGUUAAGGAGGAGAGUUCAAGGCCGUUAACUGGGCUUACGACGCCAUUGUGCUCUGCGCAUCAGAUGGGAAGUUGUCGGAUGGGUUCAAAUCCAAAGGAAUCGGCAGUGAAUCAAACAGGGGAGACAUGGGAAAUGGAAGGGCUUUAUGUGGCAGAUUCAAGUGUGUUCCCUACAGCAUUGGGUGUGAAUCCAAUGAUCACUGUUCAGGCUAUAGCUUAUUGCACAGCACAAUCUGUUCUUGAAGUUCUUAGAAGGAAAAGGCGUUGAUGAAAUUAUAUAU